CUCUCUUAGCUUUGAUCUAGUGUUUGACUGGUAAUAGCCCGUGCAGUAGUCUCCCUUUAAACAACCACCCUCUCCGACUCUACUCAUUACUAUUGUCCUUAGUUUCCCACCGUCUGAAGAACUCGAAGAAAUUGUCCACGUAAAUUCCUUCCCGGAACUAUUCACAUACUCGAAUGUUUUAAGACCCCACCCCCAAUCACUACCUCAUUACUCCUUCCCUCCUCUGCAAGUAAUCUCUCUUCCUCUCUCGUCCUCCUCCCUCUCAAACACUUCCACCCUGCCUUACCACAAGAAUCAAAAAGCAAAAGAAACAAGAAAGAAUGCCAAAACUCUAUCUUCUGUUCUUUCUCUCCCUCUCUUUCCUCCCUUUCAUCUCCUCUUCAGAUGACUACAAAUCCUUCGUGUACGCCGGCUGCUCGCAGACCAAGUACACCCCUGGCUCGCCAUACCAGUUGAGUGUAGAGUCCCUCCUCACCUCCUUGUCCAAAGCCGCCGAGUCCUCCACCUACGCCAACUUCACCUCCUCCUCCGCCGAGCCGGCCUACGGCCUCUUCCAGUGCCGCGCCGACCUCCCCAUCUCCAACUGCGACUCCUGCAUCCACUCCGCCCUCUCCCAGCUCUCCGCCCUCUGCCCCGGCGCCACCGGCGCCGCCGUCCAGCUCCGCUCCUGCUUCCUCCGCUACGACAAGGAGUCCUUCCUCGGCAAGCCCGACGAUACUCUCCUCUACAAGCGCUGCGGUGGCGCCGCCGCUGGGGGGUACGCUUCCGACGUCUUUGGCUUGCGCGACGCCGCCCUCGGCUCACUCACGGCGGCGCCGCCCACCGGUGGGUCGUACCGGGUCGGCGGCGCAGGCUACGUGCAGGCCAUGGCACAGUGCGUCGGCGACCUCAGCCCCAAGGAGUGCACCGACUGCGUGGAAUCAGCGGUGGCGCAGGUCAAGGCCGUAUGCGGGUUCGCCGUUGGCGCUGACGUGUACCUCGGCAAGUGCUACCUGCAGUACUGGUCCAAUGGCGUUUACCCCUCUCGACACAAUCACGUUGACGAGACUGGAAAAACUCUGGCUAUCAUCAUUGGGAUCUUGGCUGCAGUCGCCCUCAUACUUGUGUUCCUCUCCUUCAUUAGACGAGCCGGAGGCAGUGGCAAAUACUAAUGGACUCUGACAUCGUCGGUGGCAAUUGCUUUGAGAGGCCUCGUCUCAAUCCUACCUUUUUUUUUUCUUUCUUUCUUUCCUUUUUCUUUACACCAAUCUAGCUUUCUGGGGUUCUUUUUAUAAUAGUUCCUCAAAGAAGAGCGAAGCCUUUCAGAAGGGGGAGUGGGGUGGAUGAGGAGAGAAUGUUUUCCUUGAAGUAGGUGAGAAAGUAGCCAAAACGGAGAAGAUUCCAAACUCCCACCAAGAAGGGAUGCCAUGUAUGAAUAAACUGCAUAUAGUUGUUCCUUCUAAUUAUUCGCUCAUGGCUAUAGAUGGCUCUCUUCUAGGUCUUAUGAUGUGUCCAUUAUGCUCUUGUCUCUUGGGUGGGUGGUUUGUGGAAGGGUGCAAGGGUUGGUGACUUGAAUUGAUGUGCAUGAGUGUUGUUUUAAAUUAUAAAAAAAAUAUGUUUGUUCUUUG
This is a messenger RNA of Phoenix dactylifera (date palm), 1607 nucleotides long. RefSeq names its product plasmodesmata-located protein 7-like. Gene Ontology annotation, cellular component: plasmodesma. The record is from RefSeq and is a predicted model, not a curated record. Lineage: Eukaryota; Viridiplantae; Streptophyta; Magnoliopsida; Arecales; Arecaceae.